CCAGUAUCUUCCUAAAUGCACAUUAAGAUCACAGCAAUCAAAGUUCUAUUUUUAGAUAAAACCCUGGUGAAACCUUCACAGGUAUGUCUAACCACACCACCUUUGCUAGCGUUUGUUACUAGAGGAGAACGAACGCCUCGGUUCUCUGGGCCAUCACACUGGAGGGGCAGGUGUGCGGGGACCCAGCCCGGGCCGGGGCGGCGCGCAGCGGGCAGCCUCCGGGCGCCGCGGGAAUCCCGCUCCAGGGUCUCGCGAGAACAGCGCCCGCGGACGGCUUCCCGCCCAACGGCCGCGCCGUCAGUUCCCGCUCGGCGCCCGGCCCCGACGCCAUGCUCCGCCUGCUGCUGCUGCUGGCCGGGCUCCGUGGCUGCCCAGCGCCGAGGCCCGGAUCAGAUGUCCUAUAUCAUUCCAAUAAAUGAAACACUGUAUACUGUUCACCUUAAGCAGAGAUAUUUUUUAGUGGAUACUUUUAUGGUUUAUUUGUAUAAUCAAGGAUCUGAGAGUUCUCAUUCUUCACAUAUUCAGCCUCAGUGCUACUAUCAAGGGUAUGUUGAAGGAUAUCCAAAUUCCAUUGUCACGCUCAGCACAUGCUCUGGACUCAGAGGAAUACUGCAAUUUGAAAAUGUUUCCUAUGGAAUCGAGCCUCUGGAAUCUACUGUUCAAUUUCAGCAUAUUCUUUACAAAUUAGGGAAUGACAACAAAGAAUUAUCAAGUUUUAACAAUGAUACCAAGAGCUUAGGAAAAUACUCAAAUGACUACAACAUUUAUGUAGGUGAAAAACCAGAACCACCUGUUCCAGAUAUAUUUCCUCUUUACCUAGAAAUGUACAUUGUGGUGGACAAAGCUUUGUAUGAAUACCUUGGCUCUGAUAGCAUGAUAGUAACAAGUAAAUUCAUUGAGAUUAUUGGCCUUAUAAAUUCAAUGUUCACCCAAUUUAAAAUUACUGUUAUGCUGUCAUCGUUGGAGUUAUGGUCAGAUGAAAAUAAGAUUUCUACAGUUGGUGAAGCAGAGGAAUUAUUGCAAAUAUUUUUAAAGUGGAAACAGUCUUAUCUUAACUUAAGGCCUCAUGAUACUGCAUAUCUAUUCAUUUACAGGGAUUAUCCAGAUUAUGUGGGUGCAGUGUUUUCUGGAAAGAUAUGUGCUCCUCAUUAUUCUGCAGGAGUGGCAGUGUAUCCCAAGGAGAUGACUUUGGAGGCGUUUUCAGUUGUUGUCUCCCAGAUGCUGGCACUCAGUCUGGGGAUAUCAUAUGAUGAUCCAAAGAAAUGUCACUGCUCAGAAGCCAUCUGUAUAAUGAAUCCAAGAGCUACGACAUCCAGUGGUGCAAAGACUUUUAGCAGUUGCAGUUUGAGUGACUUUGAAAGUUUCAUUUCAAAUCAGGAUGCCAGCUGUCUUCAGAAUAAACCACAAAUGCAAAGACAGAAGAGAGCAGUGUGUGGAAAUCGCAUAGUAGAGACCGGUGAAGACUGUGAUUGUGGUACACAGGAACAAUGUGGGCCUCAAAAUUGUUGUGAUCAUCGAACUUGUAAGCUGAAGAAAGGACUAGAUUGCUUUGAAGGACCCUGUUGCUCAGGAUGCCGUUUUAAGCCCCAUGAUACUGUGUGCAGGGAGACUAAACAUGAUGAAUGUGAUUUCUUUGACCAUUGUUCUGGAAGAUCAGCACAAUGUGCUGCGGACAAGACCAUAAUGGAUGGAAAUCCAUGCAGAAAAGGCACAUCUAUGUGUUUUGAAGGAGACUGCCCAGAUCUUAAUGCACGUUGUCGUUCCUUGUUUGGCCCAGGUUCAAAAAAUGCUCCAUUUGAAUGCUAUGAAGAAAUACAAUCUCAAAUGGAUAGGUAUGGGAACUGCGGUAAACAUGAAGGCAAAUAUAGGACCUGUGCACGGAGAGAUCUCGUAUGUGGGCGAUUAAUUUGUACCUAUCCAAGUACAACUCCUUACAACAGAAAAGGCCCUGGUAUAAUUUAUGCUCUUGUAAGAAAUAAAUUAUGUGUGACUUUAGACUACAGAUUGAAUGAGUCAGAUGCAGAUCCAAUGGAUAUCCAAAACGGCUCUGCCUGUGGUACAGAGAAGAUUUGUAUAAAUAGAAGGUGUGUAGAAUCAAAAGGAGUUAAAUUUACAUCAAAAAAUUGUACGGAUGUAUUGUGCAGUGGGAAUGGAAAGUGCACAAACUUCGGGGUAUGCCAUUGUUACUCAACCUACUAUGGAGCAAAUUGCCAACUGCAAAGGCGAGGAUCAUUGCCUGGGAAAAUUGAUCAAGAUCAGAAGGUAACACUCAGACACACUCCAGUCAAUACAGAUCAGAAAGCAGCAGCCAAGCAAUUACUAUCAAUGACUAGUAAUUCCUCCAGAAGACAAUGGAUGACAUCAGGGAUCUCACAGAGAAAUGAGAAUUCUACCUUCCCUACCCUGGUCACAGCUGAAGGAAUUAAUAAACUGAGUGUGGACGAGCUUGCAUGCCAGCAUGUCUGUUUUUCUUUUCUUUUUUUUCUUUUCUUUCCUUUCCUAAGUCUGUUUUUCUUUCCCACUUACAACAACGCAGAAUUCAACCACUGGGGCUAUACCUCUGACAUUUCAGGAUCCUUAAUUGAAGAGGGCAUUCCAACUAGGGAAUCUCUAGUCCUGUUAGAAUCCUUGAGCUCUUCCCAUUGUCCUCUCCUUGACUUUUCAGCACCUGGCAUCUCCUUCUCAUUUACUUCCCAGGGCUCCAUGUGUAUCCUCUGUCCUCACUCAGUAUGGUCUCUGGCUGGUUAGACCAUGCUGUUCCUC
Molecule: messenger RNA, 2763 nt
Organism: Oryctolagus cuniculus (rabbit)
Lineage: Eukaryota; Metazoa; Chordata; Mammalia; Lagomorpha; Leporidae
Source: RefSeq, a predicted model, not a curated record